AAGAAGGGGCUCGAACCCUACCUGAAGAGAUCAAAACUCUUAGUGCUUCCACUACACCACUUCCUAGUAAAGUCAGCUAAAUAAGCUUUUGGGCCCAUACCCCAAACAUGUUGGUUAAACUCCUUCCUUCACUAAUGAACCCUUACAUCUUAGCCAUUCUUCUUUUCAGCUUAGGCCUUGGCACCACUAUUACAUUUGCUAGCUCCCACUGACUUCUCGCCUGAAUAGGACUUGAAAUAAAUACACUAGCCAUUAUACCCCUAAUAGCCCAACACCACCACCCCCGCGCAAUCGAAGCUACAACUAAAUAUUUUUUAACUCAGGCUGCUGCUGCAGCCACCCUCCUAUUUGCAAGCGUCACUAACGCUUGACUAACAGGCCAAUGAGAAAUUCAACAAAUUACGCACCCCCUCCCGAGCACUAUAAUUACCCUUGCUCUGGCCCUAAAAGUUGGCCUAGCCCCUCUUCAUGCUUGACUCCCCGAAGUUUUGCAGGGCCUGGAUCUCACCACAGGCUUGAUCCUUUCAACCUGACAAAAACUUGCCCCCUUUGCCCUAAUUCUUCAGAUCCAACCCUCAAACUCAACACUCCUUAUUAUUUUAGGCCUUACUUCCGCCCUUGUUGGUGGCUGAGGUGGAUUAAACCAAACACAGCUCCGUAAAAUUCUUGCAUACUCAUCAAUCGCUCAUCUAGGCUGAAUAAUCCUUGUUCUACAAUUUUCCCCUUCCCUUACACUCCUCACCCUUCUAAUCUACUUCGUUAUAACAUUCUCAACAUUCCUCGUAUUUAAACUCAAUAAAGCUACGAACAUUAAUACCCUUGCUAUAUCCUGAACAAAAGCCCCUACCCUGACAGCUCUUGCACCCCUCAUUCUCCUCUCACUGGGGGGCCUCCCCCCUCUUACGGGCUUUAUACCAAAGUGACUUAUCCUCCAAGAACUAACUAAACAAGGGCUCGCCCCCACCGCAACCCUCGCAGCCCUUUCAGCCCUUCUUAGCCUAUACUUUUAUCUCCGCCUCUCUUACGCAAUAUCCCUUACUAUUUCCCCUAAUAACCUCACAGGCACAACCCCCUGACGUUUUUCUUCCACUCAACUAACGUACCCCCUCGCCACUUCAACUGCAAUAACAAUUUGCCUCCUCCCUCUCACCCCUGCCAUCUCGGCCUUAUUAAACCCCUAAGGGGCUUAGGAUAGCACCCAGACCAAGGGCCUUCAAAGCCCUAAGCGGGAGUGAAAAUCUCCCAGCCCCUGCUAAAACUUGCGGGAUACUAACCCACAUCUUCUGUAUGCAAAACAGACACUUUAAUUAAGCUAAAGCUUUACUAGACAGGAAGGCCUCGAUCCUACAAACUCUUAGUUAACAGCUAAGCGCUUAAACCAACAAGCAUCUGUCUAACCUUUCCCCCGCCCGCCUCUAAAAGGGCGGGGGAAAGCCCCGGCAGGGUCUAACCUACUACUUCGGAUUUGCAAUCCGACAUGUAUAACACCUCAAGGCUUGAUAAGAAGAGGACUUGAACCUCUGUGCAUGGGACUACAAUCCACCGCUUGACGCUCAGCCAUCCUACCUGUGGCAAUCACACGUUGAUUCUUCUCAACUAAUCACAAAGACAUCGGCACCCUUUAUCUAGUAUUUGGUGCUUGGGCCGGAAUAGUAGGAACCGCACUUAGCCUCCUAAUUCGGGCAGAAUUAAGCCAGCCCGGCGCUCUCCUCGGAGACGACCAGAUUUAUAAUGUAAUUGUUACAGCACAUGCUUUUGUAAUAAUUUUCUUUAUAGUAAUGCCAAUUAUGAUUGGAGGCUUUGGGAACUGACUAGUACCCCUUAUGAUUGGUGCACCAGACAUAGCCUUUCCUCGAAUAAAUAACAUGAGCUUCUGACUCCUUCCCCCCUCAUUUCUACUUCUCCUCGCCUCCUCUGGAGUUGAAGCAGGGGCCGGUACAGGUUGAACUGUAUACCCUCCCCUUUCAGGCAAUCUUGCCCACGCAGGACCUUCUGUUGACUUAACUAUCUUCUCCCUUCACCUAGCCGGGGUGUCCUCUAUUCUUGGUGCAAUUAAUUUUAUUACAACAAUUAUUAAUAUGAAACCCCCUGCCAUUUCUCAGUAUCAAACACCUCUCUUUGUGUGGUCUGUCCUAAUUACUGCCGUAUUGCUUCUACUAUCCCUUCCCGUCCUUGCCGCCGGCAUCACAAUACUUCUUACAGACCGAAACCUCAACACAACCUUCUUUGACCCUGCCGGAGGCGGAGACCCCAUCCUUUAUCAACAUCUGUUCUGAUUCUUUGGUCACCCAGAAGUUUAUAUUCUAAUUCUUCCCGGAUUUGGUAUAAUCUCACAUAUUGUUGCGUAUUAUGCAGGCAAAAAAGAACCCUUCGGAUAUAUGGGCAUGGUCUGAGCCAUAAUGGCCAUCGGCCUCCUAGGGUUCAUUGUGUGAGCCCACCACAUAUUUACCGUAGGAAUGGACGUAGACACACGAGCCUACUUUACUUCCGCCACAAUAAUUAUUGCUAUCCCAACCGGAGUAAAAGUCUUCAGCUGACUAGCCACUCUGCACGGCGGUUCAAUUAAAUGAGAAACCCCCCUCUUAUGAGCACUAGGCUUCAUUUUCCUGUUUACGGUAGGGGGCCUGACCGGAAUCGUCCUAGCCAACUCAUCCCUAGACAUUAUGCUUCACGACACAUACUAUGUUGUUGCCCAUUUCCACUAUGUCCUCUCAAUAGGAGCCGUAUUCGCCAUCGUUGCUGGCUUCGUCCACUGAUUCCCCCUAUUCUCAGGGUACACACUGCACGACACCUGAACUAAAAUUCACUUUGGGGUUAUAUUUGCUGGUGUCAACCUUACUUUCUUCCCACAACACUUCCUGGGCCUAGCUGGCAUGCCUCGCCGAUACUCCGACUACCCCGACGCCUACGCUCUUUGAAACUCGGUCUCUUCAAUUGGCUCAAUAAUCUCCCUAAUUGCAGUAAUUAUGUUUCUGUUUAUUAUUUGAGAAGCAUUCGCCGCUAAACGGGAAGUAUUGUCAGUGGAACUCACAGCAACAAACGUAGAAUGACUUCACGGCUGCCCUCCUCCUUACCACACCUUCGAAGAGCCGGCCUUUGUUCAAGUUCAGCAGGCUUGAUUAGACUACAAAAAACCUGCUGCCACCCCCUCAAACCCUCACUAACGAGAAAGGGAGGAAUUGAACCCCCAUAAACUGGUUUCAAGCCAGUCACAUAACCACUCUGUCACUUUCUUCAUAA
Messenger RNA from Neolamprologus brichardi, 3240 nucleotides. The record is from RefSeq and is a predicted model, not a curated record. Lineage: Eukaryota; Metazoa; Chordata; Actinopteri; Cichliformes; Cichlidae.